UAUGAUAAUAACAUUUUACAAUUAUUUGCAAUCAUGGUUACAUAAUAUAACCCCGGUUACUGAUUCUUGGUAUUCUUGGUAUAUUACGUUUGUAGAUAAACGAGAAACUGUAAACCACGAACUAUGAUUAUAAUCAUAGUUCGUGUUUUGUGUCAAUAAUUAAUUUUUUUUUUUUAAAGAGGGACGUUAUGUUGGUACCACUGUCCUUCAACGUAUGUGUGCGUGUGUUUGUUUGUGUGUGUAUGUGUAUGCGUCGAGAGAAAAGACGCCAUAUUAUAUAUUGUUUUUGUAACGACCACACAUCUGCUGUUCUCAUGUCAGACAUCAGACGUCAUCCUGUACCAGAAAGGUUAUUCAAAAAAGUUGAUCUAUUAUUUUUUUAAAGGUUGUACAAAAUUGACACAGAAUCGAAAUUUUUAAAGAAGACGAUGAAUUUUUUAAAAGCAGUUAUUUUAUUAUGGACCGGCAUCAUAGUUUUCCAUGCAUCGGUGACCGCUAUUGUGGUUGAUGAUAUGGAAAUAAGUGCAGUAACAGUAAACUCUUGUGGAGGCAUGUUUAAAAAUAUUACAGUACAAUAUGCUUUAAUACGUUAUUGGGGGAACCAGCAUAUCUUUGAUUGGGUCUACUUCACUCCAAAUGCUACUUAUGGACCACAAAAACAAUUUACAAUAACUUAUGAUCGUUCGCCGUGUAAUGAAGGAAUACAGCAUGCAUUUCAAAAAAUUGAAUCGCCUGUAAAGGUCUAAAAAGAAGAAUACUGGAGUUAACAGCAAGCAAUUACAAUUCAAUCCAUCACAAAAAGAAAUGUCAAAGAAAUUAAUAA
This is a messenger RNA of Acyrthosiphon pisum (pea aphid), 823 nucleotides long. RefSeq lists its product as uncharacterized. The record is from RefSeq and is a predicted model, not a curated record. Lineage: Eukaryota; Metazoa; Arthropoda; Insecta; Hemiptera; Aphididae. The transcript is spliced from 4 exons. Bases 429 to 746 code for a protein of 105 amino acids.